Molecule: messenger RNA, 850 nt
Organism: Chlorella variabilis
Lineage: Eukaryota; Viridiplantae; Chlorophyta; Trebouxiophyceae; Chlorellales; Chlorellaceae
Exons: 4
Coding region: 1-636 (211 amino acids)
Biological process (GO): proton motive force-driven mitochondrial ATP synthesis
Molecular function (GO): proton-transporting ATP synthase activity, rotational mechanism
Source: RefSeq, a predicted model, not a curated record
AUGCCAGCACAUCUCCAUGGCGUGCCUGUUGGGCUGCAGGGCGCCCGUGGGCUGGCCCAGGCAGCAGAGAAGGAGGUGAAGCUGCCGCCGCAGCACGGCAUCCCGGGGCGGUAUGCCGCGGCGCUGUACAUGGCGGCCUUGAAGACGGACAGCCUGCAGAAGGUGGAGGGGGAGCUGAGCCAGGUGUCCAGCCUGAUGGCGGAGAGCAAGGACUUCAACGCCUUUGUGGGGGACCCGUCGGUGCCGCGCGCGGUCAAGGUGGACGGCCUCAACUCCAUCCUCACCAAGAUGGGUGCCACCGACAUCACCAAGAACUUCGUGGGCCUGCUGUCCGCCAACAACCGUCUGAGCGAGCUGGGCAAGAUCCUGGGCAAGUUUGAGGAGAUUGCGGCAGACCAGCGGGGCGAGGUCAAGGCGGUUGUCACCACAGCCGAGGGGCUGAGCCCGCAGGAGAUGGAGGAGAUCCAGCGCGGCCUGCAGCCGCUGCUGAAGCCGGGCCAGAAGCUGUCGCUGGAGGAGCAGGUCAACCCUUCCAUCAUCGGCGGCGUGAUUCUGUCCAUGGGCGACAAGUACGUGGACAUGAGCAUCCUGGCGCGCGUUAAGAAGCUCCAGCAGAUUGUGCGCGACGCUGUCUGAGCCGGCAGCGCGAGCGGCCGUGUGCGCCUGUUCUGAGGGCUGUCUGCUACCAGGUUGCGGCGAACCACUUUGUUGAGCCAGCAUGCAAAUUCUUCCGUCAGAAUUGUACCGAACAGACAGCCCUGCUCAGCAACUUCGUGACGGGCCCAAUGCCCGCCGAUCUCGCACUGGCACUGGGUGGCGCAGGGCGCGCCUUGUAAGAGUGCCAUCAUCU